Messenger RNA from Sander lucioperca (pikeperch), 2768 nucleotides. RefSeq names its product centrosomal protein 83 (gene cep83). The record is from RefSeq and is a predicted model, not a curated record. Gene Ontology annotation, cellular component: centrosome. The transcript is spliced from 16 exons. Bases 360 to 2522 code for a protein of 720 amino acids. NCBI's taxonomy places the organism in Eukaryota, Metazoa, Chordata, Actinopteri, Perciformes, Percidae.
GAAUACCGCGAUUGUCGCUUAAUCUCGCGAGAACCAGCUGCCGUGCAAAUUAGUGCAUGGGUACUUGUAGAGGCUUAGGUACAUAUCUACUUAAUUUAGCUAACAUUUAGCUUUAGUAUGUAGUUAUCAACUGCGUGGUAAUUGCAAUAUGUACACAGCUUGACAUAUAGUCAGUAUGGAUGUUUUGGUAAGGUUUUGUGAAAAUUGUCUUCAACGUCUUUUUCAACGAGAGAAAUGCACUUGGGAAAAAGAUUCCCAUGAUCCCACAUUUUGUAGUUUGUAGAUUAGCUAGCUAGCGCUGGCUAGCGAAGCAAACAGAAAGCAGGAAAUAAAGUUUCAACUUCAACAAAAGAGGUGAGAUGACCUCUUCUGCCCUCGGCCAUUCUGCACCUCUCCUCCCAAACCUGGAGCCUGGGAUGGGGAAGUCUGCAGCCAUGCUGGGGUUGUCUGCGGGGUUGGGAGGAGCAGAGAUGGAGCUGCAGAAGAUGCUAAUCGAUGAGAGGAUGAAGUGUGAAAACCACAGGACCAACUACCAGACACUUAAGGCUGAACAUGCCAGCUUGCAGGAUGAGUUUACCCGGGCGCAGGGUGAACUGAAGCGCCUGCUGAGCGACAGACAGGCUCAGCAGGAGAAACUGCAGCUGUUGCUGGCUGAGCUCCGAGGAGAACUGCUGGACAAAACCAGGGAGCUAGAGGAGCUUCGACUGCAGGUGAUGACCCCUCAGCGACUGGAGUUGCUCAGAGCUCAGGUGCAGCAGGAGAUGGAGGCUCCAGUCAGAGAGAGGUUCAAUAAACUGGAGGAGGAGACGGAGAAGUACAGGUCUGAGUACAACAAGCUGCGGUAUGACUUCACCUUUCUCAAGUCCCAGUUUGACCACCAGAGAGAAGAACAUGCUCAUAAACUGGAGGAGACAAGGAUCCGCUAUGAAGCAGAGAUUGCUCAUCUGGAGAAGGACAGGGAGGAGCUGGUGGCUCAGUACCAGAGUUUAGACCCACUGCGUGAUGGGAAACGAGUGGAGGCUCUGCUGAGGGAGAAAGCCCAGCUCCACCUGCGACUGAAGGGCCUGGAGGCAGAGGUGGCAGAGCUUCGCGCCCAGAAAGAAAACUCGGGCCAGCAGGCCGAGAACGUCCAGCGCAUCCAGAUCAGACAACUAACAGAGUCUCAGGCUGCUGUCAAGUCUCUGGAGGCAGAGCGUCAGUCGUUGCGUCUGCAGCUGGAGCGGAUGGAGAGCGAGCUUCAUCUGACACACGAGCAGAACAGCCAGCUCACCGGACGGCUGCACAAAGCCGAGAGAGAGGUCAACUCCCUCACCUGCCAGAUUGAAAGCCUGAAGCAUUCACAUAAACUGGAGGUGGCCAGUGUCAAACUGGAGUGUGCACGCUCCAAAGGGGAGUUGGAGAGGGAGAGAGACGCACUGCAGGGACAGAUUGACGGUCUGCAGGCAGACGUGGAGGUGUUGAAGGCUGCAGUGGCGCGACACAAGGAAGUUCUUCUGGAGAAAGAGAGGGAGUUGGUCAGGAAGGUCCAGUCCGCCCGCGAGGAGGAGUUCCGCAAAACUGCAACCUUGCACGAGGAAAAGUUGGAGGUGGAGAACCGUCUUGCUGCUCUGGAACAGCAGAGGGCCCUGCAGGACGCUACAGACCACGCCCAGAUGGAGGAAUGGGAGGAGCGCCUUCGUAGCACCCAACAAGGAGAGGAGUCAGCCCGCAAGGAACUACAAAACCUGAGAAGCAAACUUCAGCAGCAAAGCUCACAGCUUGAGGAGCUUGAGAGACAGAAAGCAGAGAUUGCUGACCUACAGCAGCAGAACCAGGAACUGGGUGUCCAGCUGGGGACGCUGUCUCACUCUGAAAGUGACCUGAUGGAGACAAACCAGCGACUGAGAGAAACACUAGACAGACUCAGGGAGGAUCUGAGGACAGCCCGAGCCCAGGCUGAGAGGAGCCAACACGAGGCAGAGAGACUGGUGGAGGACCGUCGGGUUGAGUGGCUGGAGGAGAAACACAAGCUGCAGGAGCGAGAAGCUGAGCUGCAGCAGAAAUACUCUCAGGUCAAAGAGAAACUGCAGAGGGCAGCGGUGGCCCAGAAGAAGAGAAAAACACUGACAGAGAACAAAGAGAAGAGACUGCAAGAUAAGAUCCAGUUGCAGGAGGCCAAGAUAGAAGAGCUGGAACUGGAAGCUGCCGCAGCCAAAAAACGUUCAUCUUUCUCAGAGGAGCACGCUCAACUCAACAGGCGAUUGAAGGAGCUGCAGCGACGAAAUAAUGAGUUUCGACGACUCCUAUUGGGCGGCCAGGGUCCCUACAGUGCUGGCCCCCCCUUCCUAACCUCACCCACCCCCUUCCUCCUCCUUGGGUCUGAGGGACCCUUAGCCAACAUACCAGAGGAGCAGCAUCAGAGGGAGCUGUCUUUGCUCCAUCGCAGGCUGGAGGACCUGGAAAGUGCCCAGCAGCAGCAGCUGGAGGAACUGGGCUCUCUGGUGCACAGGGGCCAGGACCCCACUCCCCUGCCUGAUCUCUGAUCCCCACACUACUUCCUAUUGGACUUGCAUUUAAAAUACAGUGAGAUCACACCACUGGCAGGGUUUUUAUAAAAAUGGAGAGGAGAAUGGCUUUUGCCAUUUUCAAAAUGUACCAUGACAUCCUCAGGGUUUGAUUUGUAUUGAGGUGUUUUGUUUACAUGUUUGCUCUGAAUGCAGUGCAGCAACACAGGUCAGCCACUUGUUUUAUACAGAGUAGUUGAUUAAAAAAAGAAUUGCAUAAUGCUU